This is a messenger RNA of Ectocarpus sp. CCAP 1310/34, 970 nucleotides long. The record is from the annotation of a GenBank genome assembly. Lineage: Eukaryota; Phaeophyceae; Ectocarpales; Ectocarpaceae.
AGCGCUUGUUCUCCGUGCCUGAGCGCCAGGUUCAUUCGCGCAAACACCGGAUCAGGCGGAGGGCAUCAUGGAAACUUUCGCUGUGGACGGUUUUCCUGAUGCAAAGCUCAUGUUGGCGUUGUUUACGAACGUCAAGAACGCUGCAGACCUCAAGAGGAAGUAUUUGAAUCGCAUCGCCCUUCUGGACGCAGGGCUGGUGCUCAGCGUAUUCCAGCUGCGAGUGGCCGCGGCGAUGGCAGUCGAGAAGGAGAAAGCAGGGAAAAUGAAGACAAGAUCACUGCCGUCGGAGAUGGUGUGGUCGCUCUCCGGCUCCAAGAACAUCACGGGUACUCUACAGACGUUCUGUGUACAGGCGAGUGAAGUGGACGAUGCAGACCUCUUGGUGGCCGCUAUUGGCAUUGACGAGGACGAUCUCCGAUCAGUUCUGGCGGACAUCAAAGGACAACCUUGCGGACUGGAAAAAUUGGGGGUGGGGCUUCACCCGGUGGAUGGGGGUGUCGGCGACGGGCAGCAGCAGCAGCAGCAGCAACAGCAGCAGCGGCAGGGGGGGGACGCUAGCAAAGGGCGGGAGCGAUUGAAGAAGUUGUAUAAGAUUACCGAGGAAGAGCUGGCAGUGAAUAACUUAGAAGACUGCGUUGUUAUGCGCAUGGCAGUCAAAGACCAUUGAUCUCGUGUGUGGUUGAGUUAGACUGUUGAAGCAGCGGUGUUGGUGGUGGCAAAAGGCGAAUUAUCUCGUCGUAUCAUCUAGUUAGUUGGAGAAGAAGGGGGGAUCAUACGUUUUCGUAAAUGUGAAUGUUGCUGAAUGUUGCACAGAUCACCGAGGCUGUGGCAAAACCCGGUUUAGUGCCAAGCUUGUUUCUUUGUAACACUGCUCAGGGCUUGAGCGCGCCCACCCGCCCUAGGAGCGUGCCAAGGUCCGUUGAAGUAAAUCAGAGAGCGACUGUAAUAGCUGUGGCCAGUGGCGAACCGA